CAAAGAGAACAAAAACGCAACUUGACUUUUUUUAAUUUUUUUAUUUAUGUAAUUAUGUCAGGUGUAAUAUUGAACUAUAGAGAUUAUCAAGUGCUAUUCUUGUGCAGAAUAGUAACGACAACAGAGCAGCACACCUAUUUCUUUCUUUUCGCGAUUUUUAGCGAGGAUUGUUUUUGCAGUCUGGUGACUAUGUGUCGGUCAAGCUGAAGCAGACAGCACGUUAUGCUCCGGCCGGUUUUCUCGGCAUGUGAAGUAUAGCUGUCAUGAAAAUUGUGUCUGACGCCAAAAAGAGCCCGUCCUUGCACUGAAAAGAGACGCGUCUGCGAGAUCUCCUGAACGAACCCUCUAGGACAAUGCGUCCGGCGUGUUGUUAUUUUAUGGCUGCUACGGCCACAAUUGCUGCUUACUACUUGCCCGAGGUGUGCGGCCAGAAGCCUUACGACGUGCGGCUACCAGAGGAACACAUGGGCAUGUUCUUUCACAACAGCCCUGAAGCUGCGCGCAGCUGUCGGGAGGAACCUGCCUGCCCGCACAAGCAUUUCAUCAAUGCGAAAACCUGCUGGGGAUACGAGCCUGGCUGCUUGCCACAACACAGAUACUGUCUUGCCGCCUGUCCUGAGGGUUCAGCUGGGUGGGCAUCAAACAAACAGCAGCAAGAGCAGCUUUUCUUCAACCAGGGUGACUUUGGCUUCAUCCACGAACGUAAGAAGACUCUCGGCAUUCUCUGUCGGCCGCACAAACCGGGUGCUUCAUUGCUGGAAUGUGUCCGUCACAUGGAACUCUGUCGGGCCAAGAACAUACGUCUGGACUUCCAACGCUUGCUGAGCAUGACUGGGCUUGUCAAGUACCGAGAGGACAUCCUGGGCCCUGGCCUUGUUGGCGGCUACUGUCGGCUCGACAAAGACUCUCUGCACCUUGAAGGGGACCACAAGAGCCCUUUACAAUCAUGGUACGCUGAACUGGAGCACUUUGAAGAGUUCAAAGAGCUGCCUUUCGAGGAAAGUGGCUGUGAUGUUAUCCUGGGUCGGCCAACGGUCAUCAUGAAGCUCGAUGCCACUGUGAACAUGUACCACCACUUCUGCGACUUCCUCAACCUCUACCUGACCAUGCACUUCAACAAUAGCCUCGCUGGGGAUUUCGACAUCCUCAUCUGGGACACGCUCCCUUACAAGGGCACGUUCCUGCCAAUGUGGUCAGCAUUCCAUUCGGGAAAGCUGAGAAGCCUGUCUGAGUUUCGAGGAAAGAAGGUGUGUCUGCGAGAGGCACUGUUUGCCUUCCUGCCACGCAUGAUCUUUGGCAUGUACUACAACCUGCCUCUGGUUCCUGGCUGUCAUUCAAGUGGGGUGUUCAAAGCCUUCAAUCGCCACGUGCUGCACAAGCUUGAUGUUAAAGUGCUCCCACCGGAAGAUUAUGUACGUGUUACGCUGCUAUCUAGGGGAACUAAGCACCGUCGCAUUCUAAAUGAAGACGAGCUGCUUGCAGCAGCUAGGAAGCUUCCAGAUGCAUCUGUGCAGAGGGUCCACUUCAACCAUGCAACUGACUUUCGUCACCAAAUUGAGAUAAUGGCAAACACUGAUGUGCUCAUCGGAAUGCAUGGUGCUGGUUUGACACAUGUGCUGUUCCAGCCAGACUGGGCCGUCCUUUUCGAGAUCUACAACUGUGACGACCCAGUGUGCUACAAGGACUUGGCACGACUGCGCGGCGUCAAGUAUCUCACGUGGGAAAACACCACAAAACUUCGCCCUGAAGAUGAGGGCCACCACCCAACACUUGGAGCACAUGCCAAGUUCACGAACUACCACUUCAAUGUCAACGAGUUUCUUCGACUUCUCGGCAUGGCCAUCGACCAUGUCAAGGAAGCACGCCCCCAGGCUGUCACCGAUAAGCUGAGCACCAAAGGGGCACAGCCCACAGCAGGUCAUCAGGAAUUGUAAUACUGUAUGCAGAUGUUGCAUUCUGCACUCAUUCAUUUCAUUUUCCAUUCUUCUUUGCUUAUCAUCCUUUACACCGAGCUGUGAAUACCAGGAAUAAUAUGAAAAUGGGUCAGAAGAUUGCAAAAAUAAAUGGAUCCUUGCAGAAUGACAAAUCGGUUCUGCAGAAAGUUGGAGGAUAAUUCAUAAAAGGAAAAAAUUGUCAGGUACCCCAGACUACAAAGGAAAGAGUUUUCUCAGAAAGAAAGCUUUGCAGUUUGAGAAAUUCAUCCAGGUCUAGAGAUCUAAUCCAUGGCCAAUGCCCUUUCUGUGACGUCUUUCCAUGAAACUCCUGUGGGAUUUCUUUGUAGCUUUCUGCUACACUCAGGUAGAUCUUACGUCAUUGCAGAAUACGUCCCUGAUGUCGCAUUCGAAAAUUGUUUCAUCUUUAGCAACUAUUUGGCAUGAAUGGCACCAUUACACUCUUUUUGCCUUCCUUUCGGCCGGUGCCUCCCAUUCGCAUAAGCAGUUCUUGCAUUUUGAAUGGUGAGCCCAACCCGAUGAGCAUGAAAGGUCCCGCGUGUUGCCCCUCAGGUGGAAUACCUGUGGCCCAAGACUUGGAAGCACACACUCUUCAAUAUUUCGAAAAUACUGUAUGGCAAUAGAGCUACGUUUCCCUAGGGAAAUGCACAAGCAGUUAGGGCAGUCUGUGAUCGGACAAGCCGAUCACAGUACGGUUAAUUCUGCGAUGAAGCAGCUGCUACUGUUUGUUCUGUUGAUCCUUUUGGUGAUAUCGGCAUUGUAAUGAUUUAAUUGGUGUUUCUAUAUGUGUGCAUGUAUGCUUAUCUGUGAUUACAGACACUCACUCAAGGUGGAUGUGUAACUUAUUUUGUGGCACAAACAAAUUAGCGCUCACUGCUUCCAUGAGGCCUUCCUAAGCCCAUUCCUGAUUGGCUUUGUUGGCAUGACAACAUCCAGUGUAUUAAGCCUAACAUGGCCAACAAAUGUUGACUUGUUACCACGAGGUCAAGCCGGUAUCAGCAGUGCAACUGUUGAGGUGAGCAGUGAACUAAACAUCUAAAAAAAUAGAUCUAAAUAGAGCAGCAAUUUAUUGAUAUUUCGUGGCUGUGCAACCAUUCAUACUGCGCGACAUGCAAGGCAGCUUCUGGAGAAACAUGGAUCUCUGCAUGUUUAGGAGAUCUCGCAUUUAUUUCUCAAUCUAGCAUUUCCCAGUUUUCAAUACUGCUCUGACCUUGGCAACUAAGUGGGAGAUUAAUUUCACCAGCUUGUUCACAUGUGUUUAGGCUGAAAACCUGAGCCUAGCAAGGCGUAAACACACCCAAGCAGAAAUCAUUCUAUUAAUGCCAUACUCUCAUCUCUUGAGAUGUCCUGAAUGCUCUCAUAAAAUGUUGUCUUUGGCAUCAUGCUGACAGACGCAGGAAUGAGGCACUAACAAGCAGUGCACCAAAUUGUGUUUGCAGUACUGCAUUUUCACUCUUCUCUGAGAAAAGAUGCAUGAAAUGUUUCAUUUUUAUUUUCUCGUACGCUAGAAAGCUUUAUGGUAUCUUCGGCUGGUGGUUUUUGAACAUUGCAAAGCAGUCUGAAAUGUGGCCCUAUGUUUAGGUGGUUACAGAGGGAUGAGAGUGCAUUUGGCUGGUUGCACCCUCAUACUCCGCUCCAAGAGAAAGCGCUCCUGGAGCACUUCAGAUUUUCUUCACAACAUUACCUAGGUUCAGUUUGAUUGCAUUUGCAAUUUUCCAAUUACAAUGACCCCGCUGAAACUGGAAUAUUGAAAGUUCAUUAAUUAACUUUUUGUUCAUUAGGAACUAAUUACCGCCUAUCACCUGUCAACCCGUGAUCACGACCACUGACGGCAUGUCUCAGAAGGAACUGUCCUUUUGAAGAGUUAACUGCUGGGCUAGUUGGUGAUCUUGCAUACUGAAAAGAUUUUGUGCCAAAAAACAACACACACAAGAAAGACGACGACACCAUGGGCGCUACUUCAACUGUUUAAGGAGGGUGAAAGCACUCUACCUAUAUAGCCCUCGAAAACACCACGCAUGCGUACAAGGCAACAUGGAGUACAAGGUUUUAUCAGAGUAGGCGCGACAGAAACUUCAGCUCAGCCUCGUAAAGAAAAACCGCCCGUGGUGUCGUCGUCUUUCUUGUGUGUGUUGUUUUUUGGCGCAAAAUCUUUUCAGAACUGUCCUUUCAUUUGAAAAUGGCUAUCUUUAAAUAUUACUUAAAGGUCUCCGUAGAAAUGGCCACUAUAUAAUGUGCACAUGCAACUCGCAUGUAGCCCAUGCAAAUAAUGGCACGCUGUGACACUCAAUUCUUCAUAAAAAUAAUGUGGCACAAUUGUCAGCACACCAUAGUUUUAGAAGCAACUGUGUAUAUUGAUUAUGCAAAUAUGAGGCGAGGCGUGCAGGCAGGACACAAGAGUAGAGAAGUGGACAACGACAAUAUUGUGUGCUCGGUCACCACAACUUUCCCUGCUGUUCCUUGUCGAAGACUUCAGACCAGUACACUCCGAAGCAUACCGUGGUAAAGCCCCUCCCAAAGGAAGAAUUGCCCUCACUUCCACUUUACGAAGUUGUUACUUGAAUUCUUGGUACAGGUACCACAUGCAAAACAUGGCAAUUUGCAUCAGAUGCAGUACUGUAUGCUUGUUUUGUUAAUGGCAUGCUAGAAUGUAUUAUUUCAGAGAAUGUUGCCUUUAAACAGUCAGCAGCCUUGAAAAAGGCUCUGCCACUUCAAGGCUGAACUGCAGGAUAACUACACUGCAUAAGUCACCAGGUCAUCAAGAUGGUGGAUGCAAACAACACAAACAUCGUGGCAUUCCUCACUGACGGUACCAUGAGAACCAUGUAUACUUUACAUUUCAAUUGUUCUAUGUGUUCUUGGUAGAAGGGCACAUUCCUAUGAUUGUGGGUGCUUGAUUCAAAUGUAAUGGUAUGCGUGAAACGGAAGAAAGAGUGUGCACUGAAGUAUUGCUGCUUGCUAAAGGUGGUUCUGUUGGGGAGACCAGCCAAUCUGUGUCUUGCUGCUACAGUGCUUCUUAGGAAAGUUUUAAUGCCUGAGAAUGGUUCAGUAGGCAAUAUACAGUGACAUUUAACGACAAUAGAGUUACGUGCUUUAACAUGUUUGUCCACUGCCUUUGUAGGUUUUAUGUGAUGCAUCCUAGCACAUUUAGCGCACUGUUAAAUUUGUAACCUAUUAUUCUUAGGUGCUUUUAUUGUGUUUGCUAUGGGGGCCACUCCUUGAGGCACAGAAUUGAAGUUUCUGCCACAGUGUCGUCAGAGUAUGAUUUGCUGAUAGUACAUGGGGCACGUCCAUCACAGGCAUGCCCUACGUACCACUGUACCCUCAAGUUGGAACCUUGCUUAACCCUUUGAGGGUCGAUGACAUAAACAUACGGCGCUGCGAACAAGUCCAAAAUGGUCGAUGUCGUAUAUUUACGGCGCCGUCUGUACGUUUUGAAAGCAUGCCAAUAUCCUAACUUUUUCUUUUCUAUCAUGUGCUGCCACUAUGUGGGAAUACAGGGAAUUUUUUUCAUGCGCCUCCCUCUCUCAGUUUUCAUGGCAUGGUUUGUUUUAGCGCUAGUUUGCUCCCGCACGUCUAUAUACUACCGCUCAUGCACUGGCACGCGCGCAAGUGGCCGGCGGUUUGGGUUUUGUUCCUCGGGCGUUUCAGCUUCUUGCGCUUGCAAAACUGAUGGCUAUCUCAUUACUGAUCGCUCAGGGGGUGACCGUUUGUUUCCCGCUCGUUUAGUGCUCACAGGGGUACACAUAGGAAGGAUGCCGCCGUGCACGCUUUCCGUUGCUCUUUUUUUUUUCUUUUUUUUUUUUGGAGACUCACGCAAACUAAUUGCCUCUGGUUGGAGACAAGAUGAAGAUUAGUGGUAGUUUGUCACACAUUUAGCUUUUUUGACGGGCACACAACCACGCAGUUUUCUUGAGUGCAUGCACCUGUGCAGUUCAAUUAUGCUAUGGAUGUGCAAUUAGUGUAAGAGCAGGAACAUUUGAGUCUUGCGAAAUAUUCUCGUGUGCGCAUUUUCAAAGCCUUGAACUAUAACAAUGCACCAAACUUAUAAUUUUUAUAAGUUUAUUUGCUUUUUUAUGGUUGUUAUUCAUGAAUGAAGACUACAUAUAUACCAACGCAAAUUUUUUUUUUUUUUUCUUUACGGUCACCCUAAAAAAAAUUACGGUAAAUUUUUUUCGAAAUAAGUCCCUAAGAAAAAUUGGAAUCUGCAAUAAGAAAAUCGACCCUGGGCGGUCGCAUGUGGCAAAAAGAAUCGACCCUCAAAGGAUUAAGUGUGGUUUUAGGAACAGAUCAGGACUGUAAUAGAAGUGAAAGUUGGGCAACUUGGCACUUAUUCAGUGUUUUAAACUGCAGGUGAGCCCUAAUGAAGGAUGCCGGCAAGUUAACAAACAAGCACUGGCUUGCAACUCAGUUUAUUUUUGGAAAAGAUGGUCUUUGACUUUUGAGCGCUGCAGUUUUAAAAUGAAGACAAGCACUGAUAACUAAACUGCUUUGUAUUGCACUUUUAGGUGUGAAAUACUGUGCCUUGAAUUGUGUUAUCCAUUGUGCCUUCACUUACAAUGUGCACAAUGUCCCUGUGUGCAACAUACUAUAUCAGAAGGAAAAGCUAGGCCACUAUUGGUGGUAGUGUUGGCAGUUUUGCAGGCAACCUGCAGCUGGCAUUUUACCUUUCACAUGUCCUAGGGUUAUGAGACAGAAAUUGCGACAAGGGAACAAGAUGGGGACACAAACAAAGCCUCAAAGGUCUUGCUGCUUUACUGAUCACUAUUAGCACUUCUUGACCUUUGUAUAUUCAAGUUUUAUUUGUUGCUCAUUUUCUUACAUCUUUUUUUUUUCUUCAAAUCAUUUGAAUCACCUCUAGCUAAUAUAGCAAACUCUGCAUCUAGCAGAGCUGACAUCUUCAGCUUGCAUUAGGUAUUCUCUCUUUAUCAACAUCACCUGUGUCAUGUUUUAGGCAGAAUGCAGUAAACAGAGCCUGGUUAUGACUGAAGUUCCAACGCACACUGACAGUCACAGAAACGGACACUAGAAACACACUGUGGUGUCCGGUGUCCUGUUCUCACAUUUGGUCGUGUUAUUUGUGUGUGCAUUUUAAUUCUAACACUGCUGCACAGACCAGCCCAACUCUCUGCUCUUGCGAAAACUGCUGGCUGACGGCGGUAGUGGUGUUGAUUUUUAUGCAUUGUGGACCCUUUGGCUCAUGAAAAGGUCACUCAGAGACUGCCCUUCACAAUGCUGUUAGUAUUUGCUUAGACUAAGUGUGCACAGGAGAAGGCAUGGUAAUCUAAGGCCACAGACAUUAAAAAUGGCCCUUGGCCAGACUGGCACACUUGUGGCAGUGAUAGCCAGGAAGUCUGUUUCACAGAGCAUCAGGUUAAUAAAAUGUUUGCCUGCCACACAUGAACAAUUAUCUCCAUAAUCACACUCUUUCUCACCUGUCUAUCCCCUCGCAAAACAAUGUGGCUUUGUUGCAUUUGCUUCAGAUAAUGACUGUCUUAUCAGCGUCACAAAAAUUUUUGCUGCAGCACACGAGCAAUUUGCUCGAGAUAAUGAAUUCUGCUUUUUCUUUUCUAUUCCAACUUUCUCACCUUUUCAUCAAAUUUGUGCAAUCUAUUUGAUAUCAAACCUGGCUUAUCACCUCGUGCAUCCGUUAUGGCCUGGAAUGUCAACUGCAUGAGGGAGUGGUGCUUUUUCUGAUCCGACUUCGUGGCUGUCUUCUGGACGCACUUGGCAUAUCAGAUUCAGAGGUUUGAUGCCAGCUCAAGUGCCUUUCCUUUGCUUUCUGGAAACAUUUUCCUGUUCUUAAGACGACAUGACAAUGGUUGCUGUUGGGGAGGCUGGCAACAAUGGCUUGCAACAAUGCCGCAGGUGUAGCUGGAAAGUUCAUAUAAUAGCUAUCAUUGUAAAUCGCAUGAUAUGCUACCACCAAUGAAACUGAGGAAAGUGAAAUUCAUUAUGCAGAAAGGUGAGGCGUUCAGACAGGACACAAGAGAAGUGGACAACACAAAAGUGAGUUUAUUUAUUUUCAACGAAAAGAGGGCGCCAAGACAAAAGGCAAGAGCCUGACAAGGUCCUGGUCACGCGUAACACAGCUGGCAUUGUGCACUAGCACUUCACAACAAAUUCACAAUGAAUUUCUCAAGCGUUGUAAAAAGCAUGACGCAGUAAGUUAACAUGCAUGAGAUUUGUACUAGAAAAGAAUAAAUUGCAUACACAACUUAUCGUGUGAGUGGUAUAAAGAUACAUAAUUUUUUUAUAAACAUAGAAAUUUCAGUGCCAAAACACAGAAACAAUAACACAGCUUGCAACAUGUGCGUUAGAGAAAAAACAUUUGAAAGGUAGUAAAAUAAAUACAAAUUCCUUCGACUAAAGAAAUAUCUCAUUCCGUUUGUUCCAAUAGGUAUUUUUGAUUGGUAGAUUUAAAACGUUUUUGUGGGAGGUAAUAUUCACUUUCAAAGACAAAUUGAUUUAUUAUCGUGGGAAUUUGGUAGUUUCGUGUUUGCUUGCCAUAACUGGUUUGUGUGAUUGGAACUAGCUUAUGUUUCGUCCGAAAAGCAUAUCGGCUGCUGGAAUUAUCUGGACAAGAAAAGAACAAUUUACGACGAUGGAUGUACUUAAGUAGACAGAAAGCGCAGGGUAAAUUAUUUGUUUUUGUUAAUGGAAACGUAGAAAUGUUAAAGUAAAGAGAGAAUUAAAGUAGACGAAAAAUCAACUUGUCAUAGAUGGGAUCCGAACCCAUGUCUUCGCAUUACGCAUGUAAUGCUCUUACCAAUUGAGAUACUGCAGUGCCGUCUUCUCAUCCACUUUAUGGUGCCUUAUAUGUGCACUGAUCACCUAGCCCUGGAAGUGUUAGCCAGCACCACAACUAAGACCAGGGUGGCAGAUGUGGAGCAUCCUUUCUGCUAGAGGUAUCACAUAUUAUAUGUGAACUUAGGAGACAGUAACUGGCCAAUAAACCCUCGUAUGCUAUCUGAAAGCAUCAAAAGUGCUAGUGUCAAGACCCUCGCUAUGUAAAACAUUGCUGCAAAACAUUUCUGCUGCUGCCGGGAAUAUUUUUUAAAGGGCCUCUGAACACUCUUCUUGAACAUAGUAAGAAAACCUUGCCAAUCUGUACAAGAGGCUCCUGCAAAAACAUGAGCCAAAUAAUAUUGCAUUGCAUGCAGCAGGGACUUUACAACCUCGUGUCAAAAAUGGCGAGAAAUCGCUUGCUCUUGCUUCCGCAAUGUUGUCAUGCAGUGUCAUCCCAAGCAGCUGGACCCACCAACAGCUAUUGGCUGAUUUCAUGAUCACGAGAACGUUCUCAUUAACACAUAGUUGCUAAAUUUUAGUUAAAUAAAUGAAACAUAUGUAUGUCUGCAAUCUCAAAAAGCCAGAAAAAAAAUUUUGUGUAACCUUUGCACUGUCAGUCUACACACAACAGUUGCAUGUAGCUGCGUAUGGUGUGUGUGGUCUCCAAGACAGCAGCAGCGUUCUGUGUCGCAUAGUCUACCGCAGUCACCACGGAGCGAUGCAACGAGCCCUAUCACUGCCGUGACACUCAACUUUUGGGCAAGGCUUUGCCUCCUUGGCUUCUCUCCUGUGUAGCUUUUAGCACGGUAGCAAAGAGGAAAAGAGGGAGCUGCAUUUCGAUGUGAUAAUUCCACUUAUACUUGGAAAGAUUCGAAAAAGUUGACACCCUUUAAUACUCAGGCCAUUUGAUGAUUAAUCAGUUUAGAAAAGUGUUUCAGGGCCCCUUUAAAAUGCAUUGCUUUACAAGCCAUAGUCAACAACCAGUGGGAUAGGGGGAUGCGCCCCAAAAGCUAGGGUCCUGACAUUAACUCCAAGACGAAGUUAAAUGUUGAGUUUAACAUCACACAAGUCUAAAGUUUUGCAUUUUCUCACUAUGUGCAAAACUCAGCUUCUUUACACGGACAGCUUGCCAAAAAUUUCUUUCACUUCUAUGUAUCGCACACUUUCCCAAUGGAUGAUCAUGAUCAUUGGGAAACGUCUAAAAUGGUCCCAGAGGAUUUCUUUGAGUCAUUCGUUGUUGCCCCAGGUUCAAAGCACUGAUCUGCAUUACAGCUGACACUUCCACCAGCGAUGGCAUAGUUUAAAUAGUUGGAGCCAAAUGAUUUGAUUUGUGUGCAGGUUUUUGUGUCAUCUGUGGAAUUGAGCUUGUUCUAGCAAAUGGGGUUUGCCAGUUUUACUGGAAUUGGACACUGCAACACAGUUUGCAUGUGUAUGGAUUCAUCACUUUUAGCCUUCCAAAUCAUUCAGCCAUUAAAUAAUGGCAUGUGGUUGUGCCAAACCAAAAAAAAAUAAAAACAUAAAGAACAAUCCACCCACACAUAGGCUGCGUUAUAUAUUGUGUGUCACCAGUGAUUGUGGUGUACAAGUGGCAACAAUGGACUUGCUGCUUGAACUUUUUGAAUCCUCAACCAGUCUGUGAUGAAAACUAGUGCUUUUGACAAUUUUUCUUAUUGCUUUUUACGAGCAAUAAAGUGUCUUUUCAUAGCUUACUGCA
Molecule: messenger RNA, 10455 nt
Organism: Dermacentor andersoni
Lineage: Eukaryota; Metazoa; Arthropoda; Arachnida; Ixodida; Ixodidae
Product: EGF domain-specific O-linked N-acetylglucosamine transferase-like
Cellular component (GO): endoplasmic reticulum lumen
Molecular function (GO): protein O-acetylglucosaminyltransferase activity
Source: RefSeq, a predicted model, not a curated record